Molecule: messenger RNA, 2687 nt
Organism: Triticum aestivum (bread wheat)
Lineage: Eukaryota; Viridiplantae; Streptophyta; Magnoliopsida; Poales; Poaceae
Exons: 2
Coding region: 2-1165 (387 amino acids)
Molecular function (GO): protein binding
Source: RefSeq, a predicted model, not a curated record
GAUGAGCAGCCCCCGCUCCUCGGCGGCGGCGCCGCUGGACGACGACGACCUGCUCGCCGAGAUCCUCCUCCGCCUCCCCCCGCAGCCCUCAUCCCUCCCCCGCGCCUCCGCCGUCUGCAAGUUCUGGCGCAGCCUCGCCUCCGACCCCGGCUUCUCCCGCCGCUUCCGCGCGCACCACCGCAGAAACCCUCCCCUCCUCGGCUGCUUCGUCCAUGAUUUUUGCGAGGUUCGCUUCCAGCCUACCCUGGAGCCCCCCAAUCGCGCCCCGCAAUCCCGCUUCCCCUUCGCAAUCGCCGCCGGCGACCGCUUCCACAUCCUCGGAUGCCGCCAUGGCCUCGUACUCAUCUUCCACGACUCACAGAAGCAGCUCCUGGUGUGGGACCCCUUCACCGGCGACCAGCACCGCCUGGACAUUCCCCCGGGGUUCGCCGUGGAGAAAACCUGGAUCGGCGCGGCGGUGCUUCGUGCUCCCGGAGAUUUCCACCAUUUCCAGGUGGUCUUGGUAGGCAACAGCGACAUUCAAAGCACACAAGCGGUAGCCUCUGUUUACUCUUCAUUGACCGGUGUAUGGGACAGGCUCAUCUCAACACCGCUUCCACCAGAGGAUUCUGGUUUUCUCACCAUGGUUUACACGGGCAUGCCUGCUGUGAUGGUUGGGGGUUCCUUUUAUUGGUUGCUUUAUGGGAAUUCGCAAGAAAUCCUUGAAUUUGAUUUGGAUAAGCGGAGCCUGGCUUUAAUACCCAUGCCAGUGGGGAACACUCGAGACAUGGGCGAAGGCAAUAUUUGGGUUAUGCCGGCAGAGGGUGCUGGCCUUGGUUUCCUCUUCCUGAGAGGCUUUUGUGCCCAAUUAUGGAAGAGGAAGACCGACUGCAAGGGUGUUUCUUCAUGGGUGCUGGGAAGAAGUAUUGAUCUCGACAAGUUACUUUCCUUGAAUUCAGAGAUGGAGAUAGGGUACCCAUCGAUACUAGGGUUUGCAGAGGACAAUAAUGUGGUGUUAUUGUGGACGUCUGUCGGCAUCUUCACGGUCCAGUUUGAAUCAUUGCAGUUCAAGAAACUUUUCGAAUCCCAUGACUGGUAUCGCUGUUGUCCAUUUGAAGGUGUCUAUACUGCAGGCGGGGGCAUUGGUGGUGGACCCUGUGGAGCUAAACUUUUGUACAAUACAUAAUCUGAUUUGUCUUGAUAGACAUUCUAACGUGAUGAAAUGCUUGAGCAGCUACUAUCUGUUAGUAGUAGCAGAAUGAAAUAUUUUCCCUUUAUUUUUAUUUUUGCUGGUUGCUACAUUGCAUUGCUUUUUUUUUUCUGUGGUUAUGGGUCUGUCAAGUUUGAGGAUGAUUUGUUUGUUGUUCCAUCAAUGCAAAUAGUUGAUGACUAACAACACCUCAGCACUUGGCUUGAAACUUUCUUUAUUUAUAUGGGUUUGCCAUUUCACAUAUUGCUUUUUAGGGAAACAUUUUCACAUUAUUGCUCAUGCAGGAUCAUUAUCAUACCUAAUGACCACUUGCAGUUAUUGUACAGUUAUUAUAAUCUUAGGUGUUUUGGUUAAGUAUUUUUCUCAACAUGUCUCUGUUUAUCAGUCUAACAACCAUAAUACCCAAUAUAGUUUGUCUGAUCCAAGCUACAUGCUGGCUGUGUUGUGGUUUGUGUGCAGUCUGAUUUCUUCGAUUUCGGUCAUUAUAGAUGUUUAACAAUUUUUGUACUGAACGCAUGAUAAAAAUGACAUGACUAGAUUCAUAUAUUAAACACUGCCCUCUUCACAAGUAGUUGCCUGUUCCAACAUUUCGUUUUUGAUAUUGCGCAGAGUGAAAAAAAAGUCCUCUGUUUGGUUGGAAGGAAGUAUCAAUGAAUAAAAUGAUGCAUGAUUUUCUACUGCAUGAAUUUGAUUAAAUUCUACUCCCUCCGUUCCAAAAUAGAUGACCCAUCCUUGUACUAACUUUACAAGGAUGGGUCAUCUAUUUUGGAACGGAGGGAGUAGGUGUUAGUGAUUAUCUAGCUCGUACGUUUCUAAGAGUAUGCUUAUGAGCUAGAAACCAGAUGUUUCUGCUCUGUUUCUCCAUGUGCCCCUCAUAUGCCCAUGAUUAGAAAGAAAGUUUCACAAGAUUUGUCAAGCUAUAGGAUGUUCUAAUAGAUUUAUCUGAAGCACCAACCAUUUAGGCUCUACUGAGACUAGAUGUAGCCAAAAGCCUGAGAAAUUGAAGGUGUGCAGCUACAAAUUAACUGUCUUUCUAUUUCUGUUCUCUCUUUGUACAGUUGGUUGUGUCCAAAAUUGUUGAGUCGAUUCAACCUUGAGCUCUUGAAACAAUCUCCAUAAUGUUCUUUUAGAGAACAAUCUCCGUAUUGUUGUAGCUAGUGCCUACUGUCUGAAUCAGACAAAAAAAAUGUUAGAUAAAUUCAAUGGCUUCUGCGUGAAUGAGUACUGCAAUUCGGUUUAUCUGACAACAAUGGUUGCUCUGCAGGUAACAAGAGUUAAAGUUUCGUUGUCAGAAAUGAAGAAAAUGGAUUAGUUGCUGUAUGUUUAUCUACUCUCUAUGCUGUGCAUGCGGCUUGUGAUGUGCUCCACAAGGGAAUUGAUCUUCUAUUUAUCAUGCCCUGGUCAACUGUGAUGAUGUGCACUUGUAGGGAUUAAACAUGUCCUGGCCAAUUGUAACUUGGAAUUAAUAAUUUCUUAAGCAGUGAACUUACGUCUAUUA